Nothobranchius furzeri (turquoise killifish) is the source of this 2805-nucleotide messenger RNA. RefSeq names its product v-src avian sarcoma (Schmidt-Ruppin A-2) viral oncogene homolog (gene src). Lineage: Eukaryota; Metazoa; Chordata; Actinopteri; Cyprinodontiformes; Nothobranchiidae. Gene Ontology annotation, biological process: progesterone receptor signaling pathway; negative regulation of extrinsic apoptotic signaling pathway; innate immune response. The record is from RefSeq and is a predicted model, not a curated record. Gene Ontology annotation, cellular component: extrinsic component of cytoplasmic side of plasma membrane. Gene Ontology annotation, molecular function: non-membrane spanning protein tyrosine kinase activity; signaling receptor binding; ATP binding.
GUUUUCUGUUUAUGAUGAGCUCCGUGCUGAUGUCAGCCUGCGUUCUCCUGCUGGUAUGGAAGGAUUAAAGCUGUCCCCCUGAGCUCUGGAGGAUUCCCCGUCCCAGCCUCACCGGCCCCGGGCAGCUGCGUCAGCGCUCCGCCCCGACACACUUCCCCCCGUUCUCGUAUUUUAAUUUAAUUUAAUUUUUUUGUGUUUGUUUUAUUUACUUUUAUUAUUAUUAUUAUUUUAUCAUUCUUGGAGCUUCUUAGCGUUCACUGAUGGUUCGAGGUGAAUCCCGCCCCCUCUGACCCACAGAAGACCCAGAUCCUGCGCUUCCCGGUCUCGGCUAUGGGGGGACACAAGAGUAAACCCAAGGUCCACAUUGGGCUUGGAGGAGCGCCUGACAGUCACCACCCUGCUCAGCAGUCCCAGACACCCAACCAAAGCCCCACUCUGGACACUGACCUCAGCAGCAGUCAGUCAGUGGUCACCAGUCCUGAACUAUCCCUGUUCGGCGGCAUUGACAAUAAUGUUUUUGCAAACAGUCUAGGAGAGAGCGUGAUGACAUUUGUGGCCAUAUAUGACUACAACCCUCGAACACUCUCCGACCUGGCUUUAAAGAAGGGCGAACAGUUCCACGUGUUGAACAAUGUGAGGAGGGUGAGCUGCAGGGAGGGGGAUUGGUGGCUGGCGCGCUCCCUGACCACCGGAGAAAGCGGUUACAUCCCCUGCAAUUAUGUGGCUCCAGUCGACUCCAUCCAGGCAGAAGAUUGGUACUUCAGCAAGAUCUCACGCCGUCUGUCUGAAAGGCUGCUGCUGGAUGUGAGGAACAAGAGGGGGACUUUUCUGGUGAGAGACAGCGAGUCCACCAAAGGUGCCUACUGUCUGUCUCUGUUGGACCACGACAGCACCAGAGGGCUGAACGUCAAACACUACAAGAUCAGGAACCUGGACAACGGAGGCUUCUACAUCACAUCUCGCACGCCGUUUGACACCCUGCAGCAGCUGGUGGCCCACUACCGUAGACAGGCCGACGGACUGUGUCAUGUUCUAACAGACAUCUGUCCGAUACCGGACCCUCAGACCAAAGGCUUGGCCAAGGACGCCUGGGAGAUCUCCAGAGAUUCUCUAGAGCUCAACGUCAAGCUUGGGCAGGGCUACUUUGGAGAGGUUUGGAUGGGAAUGUGGAACGGCACGACGCCGGUGGCCAUCAAGACGCUGAAGCCCGGCACCAUGUCCCCCGAAGCCUUCCUACAGGAAGCUCAGGUCAUGAAGAAACUCAGACAUGAAAAACUGGUCAUGCUGUACGCUGUGGUGUCUGAGGAGCCUAUCUACAUUGUCACAGAGUACAUGAGCCAAGGCAGCUUGCUGGAUUUUGUGAAAGCACCACAUGGUAAGAUGCUCCGCCUCCCUCAGCUGGUGGACAUGGCCUCACAGAUUGCUUCAGGCAUGGCUUAUGUGGAAAAGAUGAACUUUGUACACAGAGACCUUCGAGCAGCCAACGUUCUUGUGGGAGACAAUCUGAUCUGCAAAGUUGCUGAUUUUGGUCUGGCUCGCCUUAUUGAGGACAACGAAUACACAGCCAGGCAAGGCGCCAAGUUUCCCAUCAAGUGGACAGCUCCUGAAGCUGCACUCUUUGGCUGCUUCACCAUAAAAUCUGACGUGUGGUCGUUUGGUGUCCUGCUGACCGAAGUGGUCACUAAAGGCAGAGUGCCAUACCCAGGUAUGGUGAACCGGGAGGUGAUGGACCAGGUGGAGCGAGGUUACAGGAUGCCGUGUCCUGCAGAUUGUCCCGAAUCACUCCAUGAUCUGAUGCUGACCUGCUGGAGGAAGGACCCUGAAGAGAGGCCCACCUUUGAAUACCUGCAGUGCUUUUUGGAGGAUUACUUCACCUGUGUAGAGCCUCAGUACCAGCCUGGAGAAAUCCUGUGACCAGGCACAUUGUGAAAAAACUAAACAAACUUUUGUUUUCCGAUUUUGUUUUGUGAUAUAUUUACCUUUCUGGGUGAAACCAGCACCAGAGAGGUGAGUCACAGCCAGGCUGGGCAUUCUUAAAUGACUUCUACCUGACACAUCUUCUAUUUUAACAUCUCCAGCUGUAGUAAGCAGGAGACCCUUACGAAUACCAGAGGAGCCUCGGCCCUUCGUGGGAAGCAUUGUCCUGCUGAUAAACACUGAUAUCUAUUUUCACUCAGUUUUCUUUGGGAUCCAGUUUAUCGGUGAUUUUUUACGAGAAGCUGCCUCUUGUUUCGAGCUAGUCUCACGCGAGGGAAGAGCUGCCAGCGUACGACCGACGACCUUCCUUAAAUUGUAAGAUCUACUCAGGAUGAGAGUACGACUUUUUGUGCCAACGAAAAAUAUCUCUUCUACUUUUUUCCAUCAUGUCAAAAUGUAUUUUGAUACUGUUCUGAAAAUGAACCAGAAAUAAAAGUAUGCUGUGUUGGUCUUCCGAAAGGAUAAUCUACUGUGUGGAGAUCCUCCACCUGCAGCUGGAUCAUUUAGAAAUGUUUAAAACCGAACAUUCGGAUAAAAAUCAAACCCGCUUUCUUUUUGGGUUCGUUUCCCUUCAUCAACACUGAUGGGUGUUUAAUGGUUGCACCAUUUAGCUCAAUCCUACACUGGAGAUGCUGCGAUGUUCCUCUUAGACACUAAAGCAUUUGGCUCACGCUGUGAGCGUGUGCGGCAUUUUUUAACUUUAUGGUAAAUGUAUUUGUUAUAUUUUGUAUAUACCAACUUCCUUAUUUAUUCCCUUCAAGUGAACCCUUUCUUCUUUGUUCCUGGUACCUUUAUAAGCAAAAUAAACAUCUAACUGAUGUCUGUGAA